ACCGUUUGGCUUUCUCCACUAGCAAACAGCCCCACAAUGCACCUCAUUCGCUCUUAAAUAUGUGUUUUUAACCCGUUUUAGCUUCCACGCCGUUAUAAACGGAACCGGACGAUUGUUUGGGAAUUUAUCUCGCCGCUGGGCGUCUCGGAGCGGGUUUAUAACGCUUUAUUAGCGCUCGGGUUUGAAAAAUAGCCGAGGAGGAGGAAAUUCCACACAGGCAGCACAGCACAGAAAGCUCCUCUGUGUCGCUCCGUUUAUUCAAACAGAAGAGAUUCUGUGCGGAGGUCUGAGGUCCUGACAAGACCUGAUCACAUGGUACUUAGACACUCGGACAGGACCCUUAUACAAUAUUUGCUUUGUGGAAAAGAGUUAAUACUGAGGCUUGUGUCCUGUGUGUACUGACCUCAUGGUGUAAGCAGGUGUAAAGAUGAGCAUAAGCAGUGAUGAGGUCAACUUUCUUGUGUACAGAUACCUACAGGAGUCAGGGUUUUCCCAUUCAGCUUUCACGUUUGGCAUAGAGAGCCAUAUCAGCCAGUCCAACAUCAACGGAGCCCUAGUGCCCCCUGCUGCCCUCAUUUCCAUCAUCCAGAAGGGCCUGCAGUAUGUGGAGGCAGAAGUCAGUAUCAACGAGGAUGGUACACUGUUUGAUGGCCGGCCGAUCGAGUCCCUGUCUCUCAUCGAUGCUGUGAUGCCCGACGUAGUGCAGACGCGCCAGCAGGCCUAUCGGGACAAACUCGCACAGCAGCAAGCGGCUUCCGCACCCCCGGCCUCCAGCACCAACAUGCAGGGCAAUGCCAAAAAUGGAGAGAACACCGCUAAUGGAGAGGAGAAUGGUGCACAUGCCUUACCUAAUAACCAUACGGACAUGAUGGAGGUGGAUGGAGAUGUUGAAAUUCCUCAAAAUAAAGCAAUGGUACUGAGGGGCCAUGAGUCAGAGGUGUUCAUCUGCGCCUGGAACCCCGUCAGCGACCUGCUCGCUUCUGGGUCUGGGGAUUCGACGGCUCGUAUAUGGAACCUGAGUGAGAACAGCACCACCAGCUCCACACAACUCGUGCUCAGGCACUGUAUACGAGAGGGAGGUCAGGACGUGCCCAGCAACAAAGACGUUACAUCAUUAGACUGGAAUAGCGAGGGUACGUUAUUAGCCACGGGCUCUUACGAUGGCUUUGCCAGGAUAUGGACAAAAGAUGGUAAUCUUGCUAGUACCCUGGGUCAGCAUAAAGGCCCUAUAUUUGCACUGAAAUGGAACAAAAAAGGAAAUUUUAUCCUUAGCGCUGGUGUAGAUAAGACAACGAUUAUUUGGGAUGCUCAAACGGGAGAGGCUAAGCAGCAGUUUCCAUUUCAUUCAGCACCUGCUUUGGAUGUGGACUGGCAGAGCAACAACACAUUUGCCUCAUGCAGCACGGACAUGUGCAUCCAUGUGUGUAAACUGGGCCAGGACCGACCCAUAAAGACAUUCCAAGGACACACAAAUGAAGUCAACGCAAUCAAAUGGGAUCCAACUGGUAACUUGCUGGCAUCCUGUUCUGAUGACAUGACGCUGAAGAUCUGGAGUAUGAAGCAGGACUCGUGUGUUCAUGACUUACAAGCUCACAGCAAAGAAAUUUACACUAUAAAAUGGAGCCCAACUGGACCGGGCACAAACAAUCCCAAUGCCAAUCUCAUGCUCGCCAGUGCAUCCUUCGACUCCACUGUUCGGCUAUGGGACGUAGAUCGAGGCAUCUGCAUCCACACGUUAACCAAACACCAGGAACCAGUGUACAGUGUCGCCUUCAGCCCUGACGGCCGCCAUCUGGCCAGCGGCUCCUUCGACAAGUGUGUACAUAUCUGGAACACGCAGACUGGUGCUUUAGUUCAUAGCUACAGGGGGACAGGGGGCAUUUUUGAAGUGUGCUGGAAUGCAGCUGGUGACAAAGUGGGUGCAAGUGCAUCGGAUGGCUCUGUUUGUGUAUUAGACCUGAGGAAAUAACGCUGCCUGUUGGAAGCCAUGGACCGACUAUGAAUGUGUACAUAGCCAAAAUGACUGUCCCUGCCCCAUGUACUGCUACAAUCCCUAUUGUACCAUGGCCAGCCACUACAGACAGGAGGAAUAAAACUGGCAUCCUGACACAGCAGACAAAGCAUAGUGGAAGUGAUUCCAACCAGAGACAUAAAAAGGGACUUUUGUAAGUAACGUUGGUGGGGUAAAUUCAAAAGAAGAAAAGAAAAAAAUGGACUGGUAUAUUUACCAAAUUUGGAAGAUAUUUUACUAUUUGUUCUUCGAACCAAUCUCAUCAAAAUAAACAAGCGAAAAGAUUUUAA
Molecule: messenger RNA, 2301 nt
Organism: Trichomycterus rosablanca
Lineage: Eukaryota; Metazoa; Chordata; Actinopteri; Siluriformes; Trichomycteridae
Gene: tbl1xr1a
Product: TBL1X/Y related 1a
Exons: 17
Coding region: 428-1969 (513 amino acids)
Biological process (GO): regulation of transcription by RNA polymerase II
Cellular component (GO): histone deacetylase complex
Molecular function (GO): transcription corepressor activity; protein binding
Source: RefSeq, a predicted model, not a curated record